GAAAAAUAGGUUUUAAUGGAUUGUAGCUGCUAGGUUUAAGAUCAUGGACCUGUAAGAAGAAAAAGAAGAAGAAGAAGAAGAAGAAGAAGAAGAAGUGAUUUUAUAAAUGCAAUUUAUAUAAGCAUCUGAAAAACAACAACAACAACACCAAAAAUAUGGUUGUUUCGCCCUGUAGUGCCUUGAGUUGUAGGCCAAGCUAUGAAAGGAAACAAAAACAUGACAUGUCUACCACUACAGGAUGGAUGAGAAGUGUGUCAGGGUGUUCAGACUAGUAGUACUCUAACACACAGUGCGCCGAACAGGAUGAGAUGUUUUGAUACACUCGUUAGUGCGGAUAAUAUGUGGUUUAGGACGUACCCAUUUCGAGUGACUGGUACAGCUUUCCAAGAAAGCCUCUUACUAGGAAACGUCCUGUGUAGCACGUUUACUGGUGAGGACCAAUCAGCGCGCGCAGCACCGGAGCUCCGCGAGCGCAGUUCCGUGAAAACGCACCGUGCGGACAGACGCUCCUCCACACAAGCCGAUUUCUCGGAAAACGUUUCCCAGUGUUCUUUCUUUCUUUUUUUUUCUCGAAAGACGCCCAGUACUCCCAUCAGACACAGGAGACUUGUGCAUUUAUUGCUGACCGUCUGAACGUGUUCACAUGCCGGUGCGCCUCUCUGUCGCCAUUACCCGUGUCAAGGAUGUCGUCUUGGACUUUCUUUUGUAUAAAUCAGCAUCUUUAAUACUUUAAUAAACAAAAAAAUUUUUUUAACAAUAAUAAUCCACGGGGAAUAUAAGAAUUCAUGCCUAAAUAAUUAUGCUCGUGUGUGUGCAAAGGAUUCCAGUCCUACCUUCAGCGAUGGUAACUGGAGACAUGAGAGUUACCGACAGAACAGAAGUGCCAGAAGGUCCCUGUAACCUGCCGGCCUCGGGUUCUGCUCAGCCUUGCGACUCUUUCGAAAACUUGCGAUGCAUCCAUGCUACAUUUCAGCAGCUGAAUGCUUCAGGCUGGUACUGGGGCAACAUUUCAGCCAGCCAGGCUGGAGACGCUCUGGCAGGCACAGCAGAGGGAACGUUCCUAGUGCGCGACAGCAGCCACACACAUUACUUCUUCACCCUCUCUGUAAAGACAAACAGAGGCCCCACCAACGUUCGCAUUGAGUUCAGUGGCAACCGCUUCCGUCUAGACUACACUUCUAGCCCCUGUCCUCGGCUGCUGUCCUUCCCAACCGUGUCUGAACUGGUGCAGCACUACGUGGGCACCAGCAAGAGACAGGAGAGACCUAAGCCUGAGGAAAAUGCUCCAGCAGCACUGAAGGAUAAUGCAGUUCUGCUGAAGCUCAGGCAGCCACUGUAUAAACCCGAAACCUUCCCUACGUUACAGCACUUGGUCCGCCUCGCCAUCAACAAACACACAAAUUGCCCAGAACAUUUGCCCCUGCCUCGUCUCCUGCUGCUCUUCUUACAGGACUAUCCCUUCAAAGUAUAAUGUUGGCAUCAUGCUUGGAUUGGGAUUAAAAGUCAAAAUGUACUGUGUAUAGUGUCUCUUCAUCUGAAAGAGACCACUGGAUAAACAUUUGAAUGAUGCAGCAGCUGUGUGAAAUUGAACUAUGGGAAAUUGUCACAGAAUCCCAAAGUGCACUGUGAGGAGUGUAUUUUGACAUUCAGGCCUGAUGCCCGUGAAUCAAAGCUAACCACAGCAUCAUUAGUUUAGAUCAAUGAGGCUUAUAAGGACUUAUUCGAAUAUUACAAAAUGUAAUCUAAAUAUUUAAUGCCUGUGUAAUUGCUCAUAUUUAAACAUUUUAGACAUGUAUCAGUGCUCAAUUACAUGACUCACCAUGGCAUGUAUUUAAUUGCAUGGCAUGAACGUCUCUGAAUUUCCAAACAAGUAUUGUGAGGGCAAUUAUGAAGAACCAGUGUGUUAAUCAAAACUCUCAGAGACAAUGACAGCUAAGUAAGUGAGUGUUGAAUAGUACAUCAGCAGCCACGAUCUUUGUUCUGUCUGACUGUGAAAUACCGGCUGGUUAUGAUGAGAUGCUUCCUGCAUCCUGUUUACAAAUGAACAAAAUUUGUUCUGAAAAACGGAAAUUCGAGUUUCCUGUAAAUAUUUUUUUUUUUUUAGUUUUUAGUAAAGAAUAUUUCAAUGAAACCUUUCAUUUUGUUCAUAAUAUAUGAAAUGUUCUUCUAAUUUAUUAAUCUAAUACUUAUAUAUUGUCUAUCUACUUUACCUUUUGGGGGCUGUGUGCUCUUUUUGUUAAUUUUUCUACAUCUUUUAUAACCCUGUUUACGAGCUGGUAGUGUAAUCUAUAAGCCUGUUCUUGGAAGUAGGUCACCUUAGUAUGUCUUGACACAUCACUGGCAUCGGAUACUGAUGUCAUCGUUCUACAUUUUCAAGAAGACUUCGAUCUGAUCAACUGCUUUCAACUGCUCCUUUUAGAGAAUAGAGGUUUAGAGACACUAGUUUGUAAUAAAACACUGAAAUUGUUUAAUGCUCUAGCGUUUCUCAUGAAAAAAAAAGGUUCAACAUUUGACACAUUAAAUGUAAUUGACAGUA
This is a messenger RNA of Silurus meridionalis, 2536 nucleotides long. Its product is annotated as cytokine-inducible SH2-containing protein-like. Gene Ontology annotation, molecular function: 1-phosphatidylinositol-3-kinase regulator activity. NCBI's taxonomy places the organism in Eukaryota, Metazoa, Chordata, Actinopteri, Siluriformes, Siluridae. Gene Ontology annotation, biological process: intracellular signal transduction; phosphatidylinositol phosphate biosynthetic process. Gene Ontology annotation, cellular component: phosphatidylinositol 3-kinase complex. The record is from RefSeq and is a predicted model, not a curated record. The transcript has 3 exons. The coding region runs from base 800 to 1471 and encodes 223 amino acids.